Poecilia latipinna (sailfin molly) is the source of this 1061-nucleotide messenger RNA. Its product is annotated as thyrotropin receptor-like. Gene Ontology annotation, biological process: G protein-coupled receptor signaling pathway. The record is from RefSeq and is a predicted model, not a curated record. The annotation marks the transcript as partial. Gene Ontology annotation, cellular component: membrane; extracellular matrix. Gene Ontology annotation, molecular function: protein binding; thyroid-stimulating hormone receptor activity. Lineage: Eukaryota; Metazoa; Chordata; Actinopteri; Cyprinodontiformes; Poeciliidae. The transcript is spliced from 7 exons.
GUUUUUGUUAGGGCACCAAAACCGGCUCUACCCAAGUGUCCCUUGUCCUUUUAAAUCCGGCCCUGCGGCUACACCAGGCAAAAAAAUACCCACGUUUUUACCGACAACGCCACGCAGAAGGAGGGGAAACCGGGAUGGGGACAUUCUAACUCUGCCUUUUGUAAGUCCACCCUCUCCUUAAGUCGGAGACCACCUCCUAAAACCCACCACAGAGGUGCAGCAUCCCUCCCCCCGCACCCCCACCCCAAAAAUAAAACCUUCUCAGCUCCUCCAGUCUGGGGCCCCUGCAAGACACGGUGAGCACUUAGGACUAAUACACCAACCACAACAAAAAGGACAUCACGCAACUUCCAGCAGGUAAAAACAAAAAUGUUGCUGCGGACUUCUGGGAGGCGGGCGACCUGCUCGGACAUCGGCACUUCUUCCACCCGGCUGCGCCCCACCACGCAGGUGCUAACAUGCGCGCUGCUGACCCUCAUCACUCUCCCCAUCAGCGGCACCGAGCUGCAGCCUUACUCCUGCCCGGUCAGGGGCAACUGCUCCGAGUGGAGAGCUCACACGAUCUGCUGCAGUGACAUUGAUAUUCUCCCGAGGUUCCCAGCAAGCACAGAAACACUAUUGCUUUCUGAUACCAAACUCUCGUCUAUUCCAGCGAAUUCUUUUGCCAGCGUGGUCAACAUCUCAGGGAUAUACAUCUACGUGGAUAAGAAGCUGCAGCGCCUGGAGAGGCACUCGUUUUACAACCUGAGGAAAAUCACCCACAUAGAGAUUCGGAACACAAAAAUGUUGACGUAUGUCGAUCCAGAAGCCUUUAAGCAUCUCCCGAACCUCAAGUACCUGGGGAUUUUGAAUACUGGCCUGACUUUCUUCCCUGCUUUAAACAACAUCCACUCAAACGACAUGAACUUCAUACUGGAAAUUGUUAAUCAUCCCUCCAUUACCGAGAUCCCGGCCAACUCAUUCCAGGGCAUCACGAGCGAGUUUCUGACAGUAAUGCUGUAUGGAAAUGGCUUCAGAGAGAUACGACAUCACGCCUUUAACGGGACAAAGCUGGAUCAAGU